UCCAUUGGCCACCUCCGGUCAGGUGGACAGGGGAUGCCCGAAAUCCUUUCCUAAGACAAGAAAAUACUCCCAACAUGCUCCAGUGUUCGCUGCAGGCAGUUGAUGCAUCAGCUGCACGGUUGACAGCACCGGUCGGGCAGCAGGCGAUCCGCUAGGACCCAUAUUUUUACCCCCGACACCUGGCUUUUGAGUAGAGGGGGGCCCCGAGCCUGGGAAAAGUAAGAUGGGGGCUGGAGCAAGCGCCGAGGAUAAACGCUCCAGAGAGCUGGAGAAGAAGCUCAAGGAGGAUGCAGACAAGGAUGCGAGAACGGUCAAGCUGCUGCUGCUAGGUGCGGGAGAAUCAGGCAAAAGUACAAUUGUCAAACAGAUGAAAAUUAUCCAUCAAGACGGUUACUCACUUGAAGAGUCCUUGGAGUUCAUCACGAUCAUCUACAGCAACACGCUGCAGUCAAUGAUGGCCAUAGUGAAGGCCAUGAACACCCUCAAUAUUAACUACGGCCACUCUGACCAGCAGGACGACGCCAGGAAACUGGUGCACAUUGCAGACACGAUUGAGGAAGGCACCAUGCCCAAGGAGCUGUCGGACAUCAUUUUGCGCCUGUGGAAGGACUCGGGCAUUCAGGCCUGCUUUGACAGAGCGUCAGAGUAUCAGCUCAACGACUCUGCUGGAUAUUACCUGAGCGACUUGGAGCGACUGGUCCAGCCAGGAUACGUCCCCACCGAGCAGGACGUGCUGCGAUCAAGAGUGAAGACGACCGGUAUCAUUGAGACCCAGUUUGGAUUGAAAGAUCUGAAUUUCAGGAUGUUUGAUGUGGGCGGCCAAAGGUCAGAGAGGAAGAAGUGGAUUCACUGUUUCGAAGGUGUCACCUGUAUCAUCUUCAUUGCUGCUUUGAGUGCCUACGACAUGGUGCUGGUGGAAGAUGAUGAAGUGAACCGAAUGCACGAGAGUCUGCACUUGUUCAACAGUAUCUGCAACCACCGCUACUUCGCCACCACUUCCAUCGUACUUUUCCUCAACAAGAAAGACGUGUUCCUGGAGAAGAUCAAGAAAGCUCAUCUCAGCAUGUGUUUCCCCGACUACGACGGACCCAACACCUACGAGGACGCCGGUAACUACAUCAAAGUGCAGUUCCUGGACCUGAACUUGAGGCGCGACAUAAAAGAAAUCUACUCUCACAUGACCUGUGCCACAGACACAGAGAACGUCAAGUUUGUGUUUGACGCCGUAACCGACAUCAUCAUCAAGGAAAACCUCAAAGAUUGUGGUCUCUUCUAAAGAAGAACCACGCUGAGGAACCCUGUGGAGGGAGCUGCCGUAGCCCCGUCACGUUCCACAAAUCCCUUCCUCGAUUGAAACUGAGGGGCCCGAGAUUAGAAACUUGUCCCCUAAAAAAAAAAAAAAAAAAUCACCUAUUUUCGCAAACCGUAAUUUCAAACUUGUAGCUUUGACAAAAAGACUUGAGGUCAGCUGACACCAGAAGACUCUUCCCGCGCUAAAGACUAAAGAGGAGUUGAAUUUUAGUCGAGUCUAACUUCUUUAACGUCUUUCAAGGAGUUUGCAAUCUGUAGUUAAAACGUCAAAAGCUUCAGUCAGCGUAGGGGCGAUUUCAUUCCUCUAACGUAUGUACGAUCGUGAAUAGAUGCCACAGGUUAAUGCGUCGUCUCUUUGCUCCAGUUACUGGUCAGUAAAGCGUCAAAGAAGAAGAAAGAAGGAAACGAGAUGUGAUUAGAGAUUUUUAAAUGAACACUAGAAGCUUUUUUUUCCAGAGCAGUUUUGAGACAAUUCCUGCAGGAGAUGAUGAAUAAUUUGUGAGGGAAGAGGUAGAAAAUGUAACAUUGGGAAAUAGUUGA
This is a messenger RNA of Solea solea (common sole), 1851 nucleotides long. RefSeq names its product guanine nucleotide binding protein (G protein), alpha transducing activity polypeptide 1 (gene gnat1). NCBI's taxonomy places the organism in Eukaryota, Metazoa, Chordata, Actinopteri, Pleuronectiformes, Soleidae. Gene Ontology annotation, biological process: adenylate cyclase-modulating G protein-coupled receptor signaling pathway. Bases 224 to 1276 code for a protein of 350 amino acids. Gene Ontology annotation, cellular component: heterotrimeric G-protein complex. The transcript is spliced from 9 exons. Gene Ontology annotation, molecular function: GTPase activity; GTP binding; G-protein beta/gamma-subunit complex binding. The record is from RefSeq and is a predicted model, not a curated record.